Molecule: messenger RNA, 910 nt
Organism: Momordica charantia (bitter melon)
Lineage: Eukaryota; Viridiplantae; Streptophyta; Magnoliopsida; Cucurbitales; Cucurbitaceae
Product: Na-translocating NADH-quinone reductase subunit A
Source: RefSeq, a predicted model, not a curated record
CCGGGGGCAAUUUCGGGGACAUAAAAAAGUGGGAAGCUCGAAAGAAGCAAUUUUGAUACUCUCCCAGGUUCAUUUUGGGGAUUUAAUACAAACUCUGAAUCAUUUGUUAAUCGAAAUUGCAAUUCAACUUCGCGUUUUCCUUGAUUAUCGGCGAGAGGGAAACCCCUUGUUUUUUUUUUAUUUUUAUAAUUUAUAUAUCUGUGUUUUGAAUUUGGAGUUUCGUCGGGAAUCGUGUUGGGUCGUGGUGGUGUUCAAUCGUGUUUUUUUUUCUGGGCUUUAGCGCCCUGUGGCCACUGAAAUCGAUGAUAGUCAGUAUUCGAUGGACCCGUCGUCAGUUCAGAAGCCUCCUCCAGUCGAAGAAGAUGAGUGGGACACUGAUGGGUUCGUGAUUCCCAGCUUGGGAAUAGAGGAGACAGAUCAAACUAAAGUUGGCUCUCCAGAAGUAGAAAUUUAUGAACCUCCUCCAAAGGCUAAGGAAGAGACGACGAUCUAUCUUGGCCCACAUGGUGCACCACCAUCACAGUCGAAACAAGAUUUGAAUCUCACCAAUCGUAAGCAGCGGUUAAAGCAGAAACUGAAGGAAGCAGAUCGUAGGACCACGACGGGCCGGGAGAAUAAGUUGGAGAAUUUGAGAGAGCUUGUAGGUGGUGGAAAAUCGAGCACCAACAUGGCAAAAGGAUCUUCGAGGGACUGGCUUGACCCACAUUGCCAUGAGGCUCAGUUUGAGAAGUAAUGUCCACAGAGAUCAAAGUAAUUUAUAAGACAACUUAAGAAAAUUAGCAUAGUUUUUUUCACGAGUCUAUAACUGUCGUUUCGAGACUAAUAUUGCCUUUUCUCUGUAUUUUUGAAACUUAAUGAACGGAAUUUAUAACUAUAAUAAAUUUUGUACUGGAACUAUUUUGUUGACUAA